AUGCAAAUUCCCCAGUUAUCUAGUUCCUUGAGGCCUUACCGGUCUGAGAAAAUGAUGCAUCGUCCAUCGUCUAUUACAACUUGGAUUUGCAUCGCUUUUUGCCGCGUCAUGGUGGAGACUAACAGCCUCAGACUUGGUUUCAUUCACGAUGAAAGACUAGACCUUGUUCAACCGACUAGUCUACUCGACAAGUGGAUGAGUUCUGUCCUCGACGACGCUUUAGGUAUUCAAUGUCCGACAUCCCUCAACUUCACAACGUUGGAAAUAUUGUCAGACGAGUCGAUGAUCAAUACCAAUCAUCACCUUUUGGGUGGAGUUAGGGAAUUUGAUGGAAUUGUGUUGGCUGUCACUCGCUGUCAAGUUGGCGACGUCAUCGAGUCGCUUGCGUCGUCAGUUUCACCUUUACUCCGUCUGUAUUUCUCACCUUGCCCAACACCUGCAAUAUCUGAUAUGAAAAUCGAACGCUUGGAACUAUACCGCUUAAACGAAACCAAUCAAUACUCUUGCGGCAGUUUUAUCAUCUACAAGUGGCUGGAGGAAAAUAUUUGCUCCUUGACUGUAGAUAAGUUAAUCAAACGUUUGCUACUGGAUCAAACAACUCCGUUCAGCGUGAGCAAAGAACUACAAGAAUGCGCUCAGUUAAACGAUCACCAAUGGAAUCGAUCCUCGGAUACGGUCAGUUUCGAUCACAAAGGCCUUAUUCCUGAAAGUGCCAACUGGCAUCGACAACUCAACGGGAAAAAGUUGCGGCUGACCCUUUUGGAAGAUUCGCCUCUAGUGAUUUUGGAGCGGGAUUCAAAUCAAACCGUCACAGGAUACAAAGGAUAUUGUUACGAAAUCAUUCGUGCUCUCCAAAACCUGUACAACUUUACGUACGAAUUAAAACUUCCAGAGGACAACACUUUCGGUAAAGAAAUGCCGAAUGGCAGUUGGAGUGGAAUGAUUGGAAUGAUUAUUGAUCAGAAAGUUGAUAUUGGUGUUGGCCCGUUUUCUGUCACCCAUUCUCGAUCAAAAGUCGUCGCCUUUUCAACGGCUUUUUUCGCCGAUUCCGCCGCUAUACUUAUCCCACCUCCGGCGGAAGAAAAUCGAUUAUUAGCUUGCACGAAACCCUUUCAUUUGGAGACUUGGAUUGCUUUGAUCGCGUUGGUGACUAUUCUACCCGUAAUACUCUGGAUUUAUUUCAAAUGUUUGUGCCCCCGUUACAACGCAAUAUGCCCCGUUUUAAUGAAGAACCAAUUUUUCAUUCUCGGAGUUCUCAUUGGUCAAUCUGGACAAAAGUUGCCCUCUAUUGGAUUUUCGCCUCGUUUGCUUGGAAUUGUUUGGUGUUUGAGUGCUGUCGUGUUUGCCAGCGCUUACGUCGGAAUCCUAAUCUCCUUUCUGCGUUUCCCUAAACUAUCGCCCAUCAUCGACCGACUGGAAGAUCUGCCCGGAUCUCAUCUUCAAUGGGUUGUGCAACGCGGAACAGCUCUAGAUCCUCUUUUUAUUGAAGCUACAAAUGGGAUUUACAAAACUAUCGGAGAGGGGCUAUUGAGUAAACGACGUGGCACUCUUAUCGAUACGCAUGUUGACGGAAUUCUCAGCGUCGUUAAUGGGAAUUGUGCUUACAUUGCAUACAAAUCGAGUCUCGAGCCUGCAGUUUAUGAAGAUGUCCGUCAAUCGGGCACUUGCCGUCUCGGUAUUGCCAAACAAGGAUUCUUUGAGGUUAACGUAGCGUUCGCCUUACCUAACAAUUCCCCUUUAAAACUACUCUUAGAUAAAAAGGUUCUUCAGAUGAUGGAAGCAGGUCUUGGGAUUUAUUGGAAGAAAGUUUACUGGCCUCCAUCGGGUAGUAAAUGUGGUGACGUCAGACAAUUUGAUACCGGACCGAAAAGCCUCCGAUUGUCAGAUUUACAAGGCGCUUUUCUUAUUUUAACCGUCGGGUCGGGAUUGGCUUUUUUCAUCUUUUUAGUAGAGAAAUUUUUUACCCAGCCAUGUCGUUUUUUAUUCAACGUAUUGAGAUACUUGAAGGGAAAAGCUGUCGUUUUAGUGCCGAAAAACUGACUCGAUCGUUGUAGUUAAUAUAAUUCAUUCGACCUGUAUCUCGGUGCUUUAAAUGUGUAAUUGAUUCAUUCUUUCGUACGUAAACCUAACGUGUAUUUAUUCACAAUAUUGCAAAAGCACGGAAAAUAAAUGCGCCCACUCCGCACCCAGGUCUAGGUAAAGAAAACGUAGGUAGGUGUCGCUAGUGGCGAUUGUUUGGUUUGCACACCAAAUGCCAUCAUGGCCGACUGUCUGUGGUUCUAUGGUACUAGUGUGCUGAAGAGUGAAGAAAUGAGCUUCCUGAGCUUCCUGGCUUCUGUCCUUCAAGUUUCAACUCUGGUCAUGGGCAGUGCAUUGUGUUGUCACUGUUAACCUGGAGAACACAAGACUUCUUCCCAUCCAAUUGUGCUGGGUCCAAUAUGUUUUCUAUGAAAAACAGCUUAUAACAGGUAGCUGAAAAGUCCUCGACCAUUUGCCCUUGGCUCCAACCAAUUUUCCGUCACUCGGACCAUCUCGUACCUUGAAGAUGCAAUACAAAAUCAUAAGUUGAAGCGGGCUGACAGGUAAUCUAGAACUACGCCUCCUUUGAGCGGCCCGGACAAUCCUUUAGGGUUGCCAUUCCAUCGAGGCUUAAACGAGGAUGACGCGGAGGUGUUGGCCAUUGAGGGGUGUUGGUGACAAGGAGUCACUGAACGAAACGCUAAACCAAAUGAAACAAAAUAUUAAAAAAGACCCAACCCCAACAACGUCAACCCGAAGAAAGAAAAAGGCCCAUUCCCAUGUCCUUCACGCUUGAAGGUCACGAGAAACAUUACGUAAAACUGGCAUGCAGUGGUGUAGAGGUUGGGUGAGAAUGACACGUGUUGCUUCAUUAUCAAGCAGACCCAUCCCCAGCAACGUCUACCUAAAGAAGGAAAUAAAGGCCAGUUUGCAUUUCAAUCGAAGGUCAUGGAGAUCAUUACGAAAAGGUGUCAUACAGUGGAGAAGAGGUUGGGUGAGAAUGGGACGUUUUGCAUCAUUAUCAAGAAGGUAAAAUAGCCACAAGGCUUGAGAGGAGGGGUGAGAAAAAGUCGUAUAAAAGGCGAGAGAAAAGUUGACUGGGAUCAGUCGAGUGAGUGUCUCCGAUACGGCAACAGCUGCAUUAUUCGUCCUAAUAUCAGUUCGCAAUUAUGGUUAAUUAUGGCGUUGUGUUGCUGUGGGUGUCGUAUCGUUGAUGUCGACCACGAGAGAAAAUCUUUUAAAAGGGAAGAAAAAAGGCAACGGAAGUCAAUCGAGUGAGCAUCUCCGACCAUGCAGCAGCUGCAUUCUUCGUCGUAUUAUCAGGUCACAAUCACGGUCUGGUUAUCUAUGCUGUCGUGCUGCUAUUGGUUGUUGUAUCGUCGAUGGCUGGGUGGACGGCUGGUGUUCCGAUGUCUCCUGGAUAAGGCGGAUACCAAACCGCAACGCCACCGCCUUACUACACAACAACAUACGCAACGACCAGUUACUACACCGAGGUUGCACAGUUGGGUUUACAGUUAAGCCACCAAGGAUCCAGAUUAUUACACCACAACUUGUGUUGCUCCUCGAGCUACACUACCAAGACGCUAGAGUACUACACCGAGGCUCCCAAGUACUACACCACCAAGGCACCUUAGAUUACGCAACUACGUAUGCUGCCCCAACCAACGACACCGAGGCUUCAGCUUAUUACACAACCAAAGCUGUCGGAAUUCUACACUGGAGCGCCCAAGUACGACAGAAAUCAGUCAAGUUAGCUUCUCCGACACCCAACACGGCAGCCCUGAAGUUUCGAAUAAACUUCGCUUCAAACAGUGGAACGACAAAGAGUGAAGACGAAUUCUACUGCAAUCGCGUCGAAUUGAAUAGCAAAGACAACACAUUCGUACGUGUACACCGCGUCGUUAAACUUGACAUUGUUGGUCGGAAAGCCGAACUUGACGAUGGCCGUACCAUCACCUACGACAAGUGCGUUAUUGCCACAGGUAGUAAACGAAAAUCUUUUCCAAUCCCUGAGCGGUGCCCUUAAAGAUGUCCACGAGCACGUCACGCUGUCCCGCAACAUCGAUGGCGCUAACACAUGCCGAGUCCUCUAAAUGUUUAACCAAUGGACAACCGAGAAGGUGAAAGCGGAAAGUGUUAAUGUUUUGCCCAAAGCUUAUGUUUAGGCUGCAAUUUUGGAAGACGACGAGGUUGCAUUGACCUUAAACGAUGGUCAAAAGAUUUAAACUGACCAUGUCGUCUCUGUUGUCGGUUAGGACGCGAACACGGGUUUGGCUGUCGCUUCUGGUUUGGAAAUAGAUUCCAAUUUUGGUGGUUAUCGAGUCAAUACCGAGCUCGAAGCACGAUCGACCAUCUGGCUUGCCGGAGAUGCUGCCUUCUUUUGUGGUAUCAAAUUGGGUCGUCGUCGUAGGGAAUAUCAUCACUUUGCUGUUGUAUCAGGGUGAUUGGCUGGAGAGAACAAUACUGGCAACGAAACAUGGAUGAACAACUGCAGUGUACUCUUCCCAAGUGCAUUCUUCUUCGUAUUAUCAGUACGCAAUCGGUUGAUGAUGGUGUUGUGCUGUUGCCGUUUGUCGUAUCGUUGAAGGCUGGCUCGAUCACUGGUGUACCAAUGUCUCCUGUGUAUGGUGGAUACCAAGGCACCACACCGCCGCCUUACUACACAACGACAACAUUCGCAACAACCGGUUACUACACUGAGGCCCACAACUACUACAUCACCAAGGCUCCAGAAUAUUACACCGCAGCUAACGCUGCCCCGAGCUACAUCAUCAAAGAUCCUGAGUACUACACCGAGGCUCCCAAGUACUACACCACCAAGUCACCGGAGUACUACACCUACACGUAUGUUGCCCCAGCUUACUACACCGAGGUUCCCAAGAAUUAUAUAGUUCCUAGCUACUACACCGAGGCUCCAACUUAUUACUCCACCAAAGCGGCUGAAUACUACACCGAGUCGCCCAAUUACUACACCAACAAGGCUCCAGAUUAUUACACCACAACUUAUGCUUCCCCGAGUCACAACAACGCAGCCCCGAAGUAUUACUCUGCCUCAAGCUAGACAACUAUAACUUAGGUGGCCGAGUAAAACGCAGCCCCGACUUACUACACAGCGGCUGCUCCUUCGUACUACGUUGAACCGGAACACUACACCGAGGCUCCAGUUUACUACCCCACAACCUACGCUACACAUAGCUGCUACACCGAGGAUCCUAUGUUCUAACCUACCAAGGCACCUGAGUAUUAUACCACUACUUACGCUGCUCCGACCAACUACACCGAAGCUUCGAAGUAUUACUCUAUCCCGACUUACUACACCACUGAGGCACCUGAAUAUUACACCACACCCUACGCUUCUCCAACUUACUACAUGGACGUUUCUGAAUACUAAAGUCGAAUUUUCAAUUUUAAUAAUCAUGUUCAUUUUUGUCGGUCAUAUCUUAAUAAUUACUAGUUACUGGGAAUUGUUGAUCUUUAAAGAGAAAAAGAAUUUUUUAACCUGGGUAAUCACUUUGUACGACUUCUCUUGCCACCUAAAAGCCUUGACAUUGCGACGUUUUCUGAUUUUUAUUGGAUCUUUCCUAUUUCGUAUGUUGGAGGUGGCUAUUUCUCUAGUCGCUCUGCAUUCCGACAUGUUCUAGUGUUUGGACGAACUUUAUUUACAGGGCAAGAUUCGAAACAAAUGUACUGUGGUGUUAACUAAAAAUUUUCGAUGUUAA
Molecule: messenger RNA, 5741 nt
Organism: Daphnia pulex (common water flea)
Lineage: Eukaryota; Metazoa; Arthropoda; Branchiopoda; Diplostraca; Daphniidae
Product: probable glutamate receptor
Exons: 27
Coding region: 1-2040 (679 amino acids)
Biological process (GO): monoatomic ion transport
Cellular component (GO): membrane
Molecular function (GO): glutamate-gated receptor activity
Source: RefSeq, a predicted model, not a curated record